Molecule: messenger RNA, 465 nt
Organism: Bipolaris sorokiniana ND90Pr
Lineage: Eukaryota; Fungi; Ascomycota; Dothideomycetes; Pleosporales; Pleosporaceae
Exons: 2
Coding region: 1-465 (154 amino acids)
Cellular component (GO): membrane; nuclear envelope; endoplasmic reticulum
Molecular function (GO): glutathione peroxidase activity; glutathione transferase activity
Source: RefSeq, a predicted model, not a curated record
AUGGCCAUUAUCCAGGUUCCAGACGAGUACAGCUAUGUCGUUGGCGCCGCCGUCUCCACCUUCUUCAUCGGCAUCUGGCUCGGCGGGCGCGUAGGCUCCUUCCGCAAAGCAGCCAAGAUCCCGUACCCCUUCGAAUACGCGUCGUACGAACAAAUCCAAACCGCAGCUCCCGCCUCCAAAUCCGCCAUGCUCGCCUUCAACGCCGCUCAGCGCGCUCACCAAAACUUCGGCGAGAACCACCCUACCGCUCUCUGCGCUAUGCUCAUUUCGGGGCUGAGAUUCCCACUGGCGACGGCGGCGCUCGGCGCCGCGUGGAGUGUUAAUCGUAUUUUUUAUUCGGUCGGGUAUACGAGGAGUGCGGAGCGAGGGGGUACGGGCAGGUAUUAUGGUGCUGCGGGUAUUAUAGCGCAUUAUGUUCUGGUGCUUAUGAGUACCAAGGCGGCGUAUGAUUUGAUCAUGGCGUAG